Molecule: messenger RNA, 1150 nt
Organism: Capsicum annuum
Lineage: Eukaryota; Viridiplantae; Streptophyta; Magnoliopsida; Solanales; Solanaceae
Exons: 3
Coding region: 164-1150 (328 amino acids)
Source: RefSeq, a predicted model, not a curated record
AUUCUUAUCAAAAAAUAGAGCUAAACAAGAUUUUCUCAAAGGCAAUUCUCCAUUUUUAUGAACAAAUAGAGCUAAAUUCAUACCUAAAUAAAAUGCAAAAUUCCAAAAAAAUUGAUUGAUCCUUCUUCUUCGGAACGUAUACAGAAAUAAAAUCACAAACAUAAUGAUCAUGAUUUGGCAUUUGGGAAAGUGGACUGAAGACAAUAAAUACAAUGAUUACGAGACUGAAGGAAUAGUCUUAAAUGAAUAUGCCUCUCAUAGAGACUUGGUUGAGUUAAUUGGUAGCCAGCUGAUGAUAGACUUGAGAGUGAAAACUGUGAAGAUUAAAUACAGUGUUGAGGGUGUCAAUAAACUAAUAGAGAUACACAAUGAUAUGGGAGUCAAGGUGUAUAUACAAUUGAAGAAAUUAAACAAUGUGCUUGCCAAGUAUCCUCUGUGUGUUAAUUUUUCUGAUGAUGAGAUCAGCAAGGAUGUAUCAGCAGGAAAUCUUAUUGGAAAUGAACUUAUGUCUGCAAAUGAUUUUGAACUUGAUACAGUAACUUCAAUUGAUCCACUUCAAAUGAUGAUUCCAGACUAUGGCAAGCCAAUAACAUUGCAGAAUUUUAUUUUUGAUACUAAUAAAAAAGAAAUAGUUGUUGGCCAGCGAUACAAAGACAAGGCUACACUUCAGGCUGUAAUGCAUAACUAUUCGAUUAAUCACCGAUUUGCUACAAAAGUACCUAGGUCUAAUGCGAGCAGCUAUUGGCUUAAAUGUAAAUCUAAAGAAUGCAAGUAUUUUCUCAAGUCAUCAAGCCUGAAUGAUUCUAAAGAUUUUGCAGUUCGGACUUUUGUAAGCGAACAUACGUGUUCACUAAAGGAAAAUAUCUACAAAGACUCUCAUGCUACUAGCAAAUUGAUAGCAGGGAUUAUUAAAUCAAAAAUAGCCAAUUUAAGGAGAAAAUAUACACCAACUGAUAUUAGAGAUGAUAUAAAGGAAGACAUUGGACUAGAUGUGACAUACAUGGUGGCUUGGCGUGCUAAGGAGAAGGCAGUAGAUUCUAUAAUGGGGAAAUCGGCCCGAUCUUUCCAGAAGUUACCUGCAUACUUAUACACCAUGGAAAAAACUUACCCUGGAUCACAUAUUCAAAUGAAGAAAAUGCCUGAAAAUUGA